Cucurbita maxima (winter squash) is the source of this 2466-nucleotide messenger RNA. RefSeq names its product lectin-domain containing receptor kinase VI.4-like. Gene Ontology annotation, biological process: protein phosphorylation. Bases 391 to 2391 code for a protein of 666 amino acids. The transcript has a single exon. NCBI's taxonomy places the organism in Eukaryota, Viridiplantae, Streptophyta, Magnoliopsida, Cucurbitales, Cucurbitaceae. Gene Ontology annotation, molecular function: ATP binding; carbohydrate binding; protein kinase activity. The record is from RefSeq and is a predicted model, not a curated record. Gene Ontology annotation, cellular component: plasma membrane.
UGUCACCAAUGGUGGCUAGAGUGUCGAAGCUGGGAAGCUUCAAAACUCUCUUCUCCACCACAUCUAUGGAGAGCAAUUUGUGUGUAAGUUCAGAUUCUCUUGAAUUUUCUUAUUGGACAAUCUCCUAAUUCCCGCAGUUUCAUUUCAACUCAUCUCCCACAUUCCGUGGCAAUUUUCUGUGCCAUUUUCAGUAUUUAAUUAACGUCGCAAAAUUCAAACUAAUUGAAAAAAUAUGUUCUUUGACUAUGGAAACUUUAGCAAUGCCGAUGGUCCCAUGACUCUUACAUCUUCCUCCCAAUUGCCAUUUUCACAUCCUCUUCUCACUAUUUAUCAGAGUUUCUUUCAUAUCUACGUCCAUGGAAGAUUAUUGCUUUCUUUUCUUUCUUAACCAUGGCUAUGGGAGUUUCGUUAGCUUGCUUUGUCAUAUUUGUUUUCUAUGUUUCUGCUCUUUCUGUUCAAGCCUCGUUUCUCUACCAUGGAUUCAAUAAUUCAGAUCUUAUCCUUCGUCAAGGAGCUUCUGUAGAGGCUUCUGGCUUGUUGAGGCUAACCGACAGCACCCAGUUCGUUAUAGGCCAGGCUUUCAAUCCUAAUGCCCACCAGAUGUUUGAUAAAAGUUCUGAACCCGUUUUAGACGUUUCUUCUUUCAGCACAACUUUUGUGUUUGCCAUAGUUCCAUCAAGCCCCGGUUCGCCAGUUGGGUAUGGCCUCGCCUUUGUUAUGGCUCCAUCGACCACAUUUCCAGGUGCUGCAAGUGAACAUUACUUGGGAUUAUUCAACUCCUCCAGCAACGGCAAGGCUUCCAAUCAUAUCUUUGCAGUCGAAUUCGAUACUAUUAAUGGUCACGAUGACCCUCAAAAUUCGAAGGGAAACCAUGUCGGAAUCAACAAGAAUGGCAUGCGAUCAAGUGCGUCUGAAACGGCUGAGUACUCUUAUUAUGGCUCUGAUGUGAAAACGGAGGUGUAUUUGGAUAGUGGUGAUCCAAUCCAAGCUUGGAUUGACUAUAGUCGCCAUAGUAAGGUUGUGAAUGUCACGAUAGCUCCUACAAAUGUGGACAAACCAACUGAGCCAUUGAUUUCAUAUCCCAUAAACCUGAAUUCAGUUUUAAAAGAGACAAUGUUUGUUGGGUUCUCUGCAUCAACCGGAACAGAAACAAGCUUCCACUACAUUUCAGGUUGGAGUUUUGCCAUCAAUGAACAAGCACCUGCGUUAAAUGUUUCUCAGCUACCAAAACCACCGAAAGUGGACAUUUCUCCGCCGUCAAAAUUCAAUCCUCUACUCACCGUUGUUGUACCAAUAUUAUCUGCCAUGACAUUGAUGGGAAUUUGGUUCUUAGCCUCUUUAUUCAGAAGAAGAUUACGAGAUGACAGCCUUGAGGAAUGGGAAAGAGAUUGUCCUCACAGAUUUGGCUAUAACGAUCUUUAUAAAGCCACAAAGGGAUUUAAAGACUCUGAGCUCCUUGGAUCAGGUGGCUUUGGCUCAGUAUACAGAGGUGUCUUGCCUUUCACUGGAAGUGAAAUUGCUGUGAAGAAGAUAACACGAAAUUCGACUCAGGGAAUGAGGGAAUUCGCUGCCGAGAUCGAAAGUUUGGGCCGAUUACGACACAAGAACUUGGUGAAUCUCCAAGGAUGGUGCAAGAAAAAGAAUGAUCUUCUCUUGGUUUAUGACUAUGUUUCAAAUGGAAGCUUGGAUUCUCUCCUCUACCAUCCAAAACACAACUUUGUGCUGAAUUGGGAACAAAGAAUCAACAUCCUCAAAGGCGUUGCUGGUGGAUUGCUGUACCUACACGAAGAAUGGGAGCAAGUAGUGAUCCAUCGAGAUGUUAAGCCGAGUAAUGUCUUGAUAGAUGUCGACAUGAAUGCUCGACUAAGUGAUUUCGGUCUUGCAAGGUUAUACGACCACGACCAAGUCUCGCAUACAACCAGUGUCGUUGGCACCAUUGGCUACAUCUCACCCGAGUUGGCUCGCACCGGAAAAGCAUCUAAAACCACGGAUGUGUUCGCGUAUGGAGUUCUAAUCCUUGAAGUGGCUUGUGGAAGAAGACCUCUAGAAUCAGAUAUAUUCAUAUUGGUAGAUUGGGUAAUGGAAUGCCAUGAAAGAGGCCGUAUUCUGGACGCAGCCGAUCCGAAGUUGAGUGCAGUUUAUGACAUGAAUGAGAUGGAGAUGGUGCUGCAACUUGGGCUUCUUUGUUCCCACUACAAACCUGAAGCAAGGCCAAGCAUGAGGCAAGUCACGAGAUAUCUUAAUGGAGACGACCAAAUUCGUUCUGUUCAUCCUCCAAAUUAUUCUCAAGUUACCUUCCAAUCUAGCUCCGGAUUCACUCAAUUCAUUCCACCGUCUUCGCAGACUUCAUCUGCUAGUUUUAUCUCAACCUCCAUAGAUCUAAGCAGGUAAACAAUUACCUUUUCUAUUUACUUUUUCUAACUUCAUCCAUGUAAAUCAAUAUCAUUUACAUACCCUAAUAAAAUU